Molecule: messenger RNA, 444 nt
Organism: Knipowitschia caucasica
Lineage: Eukaryota; Metazoa; Chordata; Actinopteri; Gobiiformes; Gobiidae
Source: the annotation of a GenBank genome assembly
AUGCCUCAGCGCUGCAUCUCCAGGACCCGCCGCUGUUGUUUGGACACUUCCUACAGCUGCAGAGAGCGGCUGUGGAUGGAGCCACCUGGCCCAGCGUGCGUCAUCCCAGUCAUGUGCAUCUGGCCCCUGGACUCUGUGGAGGAGGUGAGGGACAAGAGGCCCCUGGACUCUGUGGAGGAGGUGAGGGACAGAAGGCCCCUGGACUCUGCGGAGGAGGUGAGGGACAAGAGGCCCCUGGACUCUGUGGAGGAGGUGAGGGACAGAAGGCCCCUGGACUCUGCGGAGGAGGUGAGGGACAGAAGGCCCCUGGACUCUGCGGAGGAGGUGAGGGACAAGAGGCCCCUGGACUCUGUGGAGGAGGUGAGGGACAGAAGGCCCCUGGACUCUGCGGAGGAGGUAAGGGACAAGAGGCCCCUGGACUCUGUGGAGGAGGUGAGGGACUAG